AUGGAAUCUCCUAAAAGUGAUGGAAAUUCCGUUGAGGCAUGCGCUGCUAGCUCUCCAUCCGCACAAAAAUCUCCCUUUUCCAAAUUUCUCAAUAAUCUCUCUCCGAUAAAGUCAGCCAGGGCAUCACGGUAUACACAAAGGCUUUCUGAGUCUAGUUUCCCGACAACUCCAUUAGUGUUUAGCUCACCUCAUUUAGACUUGCAUCAAGAAACCAGCUUCCUUAAAAGAGAGGAGAUAGCUGCUUCAAGUUCACAAGCUCAUGGAAAAUGUUAUUCCCCAUCAAACUCUGCGCCCAUACCUUGCAAUCAGAAGCAUCUCCAGUCUUGUAGUCCCUCUGACUUUGUUGGUGAAUGCCUAGCUGAUCCUUUGAAAGCCGACAGAGCACAAAAUGCUGAAAGAUUGGUGCAGUCAGCUACUGAUGUACCUCUACUACCAAGUUGUUUUACUGCCUCAGAGGUGACCAUUGGAAAAGUUGAUGUUACUAAUGAUGUUAUUAUAGAGGUUGGGGCACAGACAUUGCCACAUCUCGCCAAAAAACACUUGCUUUCAGGAUCAUUGUGUUUGGUUCAGGUUUCUGAUGAUCAAAGCAUAGAUGAAAGAUCUGAUAAGAUCUCGGAAUUUUCAUCUGAAAACAUCUGUGAUCAUGUUGAGUCUGAUGAUUUUCUAGAACAUAAUGAGGCAUCUCAGCACCAACGAGGUAUCCGUAGACAUCUUCAAUUUGAGGCUACAUUGGACUGCAAAUGUGAUGCUGCUUUUAACUGCCAUACUUCUUCUGGACCAGGGACUGCAGUUCCCGAAGUUGGUGAUCACGUUGUUAUUGAUCACCAGAGCAGCGAAGCUGUUGUGGUAGUCAAUGGAGGUCACCUACCCGACAAUAUCGAACUUCCAUGGGAUUCUCAGAAAGUGUCAUGUUUUGACCAGCAGACACUUUCAUGUAAUGGGAAAAUGCCUGGUCAGCAAUUUGCUGACAGGGUUGAGGAACCAUCCCAAUGCCAAGAUAGCUCAAAAGGAAAGAGGCAAAGGGAAACAUACACAGACGAGAGUGAGGGCUGUAAACUCUGCAAUUGCAAGAGGUCCAAAUGUUUGAAACUUUAUUGCGAGUGCUUUGCAGCAGGAAUUUACUGUGUAGAUUAUUGUGCAUGUGAAAACUGUUUCAACAAGCCUGAAUAUGAGGAUACUGUUCUUGAUAUUCGACAACAAAUUGAAUUGCGUAACCCUCUUGCAUUUGCUCCAGCAGUUGUCAAGCAAGCCAAUGAUUCUCCAAAUGUAGCGGACGAUGGAAACUCGAUGACCCCUUCCUCAGCCAGGCACAAAAGAGGAUGCAAAUGCAAGAGGUCAAAGUGCCUAAAAAAGUAUUGUGAGUGCUUUCGGGCUAAAGUUGGAUGCUCUGAUGGAUGCCGUUGUGAGGAUUGUGAAAAUUCUUUUGGCAAGAAGUCAGAACCAAUAUUCCAGAGAGAGAAAAAAUUGAAGAAUCUAUCUCAUGAGAAGCUGAAUACAGCAGAGAUUAUGUCCGGUAGCAUCAAGGGUGGGACAGCAAAUCAGUUCUCACCAACAUGGGAAGAACUUGUCGACAUAAGCCAUCCCACCCCAUUGUCACAUUCUCACUCAAGAGCAGUGCCUUCUUUGACAUCACCUAAUUUGGGGGACUGUCCAAAUGACUCACAGGCUCAAUCACAAAAGGGAAGUGGCUUACAGUUGUCACCUGGUUACCUUCAUUGGUGCUCUUCUGCCUUGAGUCGUACACAAGGAUGUGUGAGCAAUGUGUCGCGUGAAUUGGAUUCUACAAGUGCACUCUGUGACAUAAUGGGAGAUGGUUCGCCCGAAAUCCUCAUGGAAAAUUCGAACCCCACCAACAUAGUGAAAGCUGGCUCACCUAAUCAGAAACGUGUCUCCUCCACAGCUUCAAUCAUAUAA
This is a messenger RNA of Durio zibethinus, 1914 nucleotides long. Lineage: Eukaryota; Viridiplantae; Streptophyta; Magnoliopsida; Malvales; Malvaceae. The record is from RefSeq and is a predicted model, not a curated record.